AUGUCAAAAUUGGGCCCAAUUAGCCAUUUUCCCUUCCCAGUGUCAUGUGACUCGUUAGUGUUACAAAGUCUCAGGUGUGAAUGGGGAGCAGGUGUGUUAAAUUUGGUGUUAGCGCUCUCACUCUCUCAUAUAGGUCACUGGAAGUUCAACAUGGCACCUCAUGGCAAAGAACUCUCUGAGGAUCUGAAAAAAAGAAUUGUUGCUGUACAUAAAGAUGGCCUAGGCUAUACGAAGAUUGUCAAGACCCUGAAACUGAGCUGCAGUAUGGUGGCCAAGACCAUACAGCGGUUUUAACAGGACAGAUUCCACUCAGAACAGGCCUCGCCAUGGUCAACCAAAGCAGUUAAGUGCACGUGCUCAGCAUCAUAGCCAGAGGUUGUCUUUGGGAAAUAGACGUAUGAGUGCUGCCGGCACUGGGGAGCUAGAGUUCACUGAAGGAACCAUGCAUGUCAACAUGUACUGUGACAUACUGAAGCAGAACACGAUCCCCUCCCUUCGGAGACUGGGCCGCAGGGCAGUAUGCCAACAUGAUAACGACCCCAAACACACCUCCAAAACAACCACUGUCUUGCUAAAGAAGCUGAGGGCAAAGGUGAUGGACU
Staurois parvus is the source of this 602-nucleotide messenger RNA. Lineage: Eukaryota; Metazoa; Chordata; Amphibia; Anura; Ranidae. The record is from the annotation of a GenBank genome assembly.